Molecule: messenger RNA, 1877 nt
Organism: Chenopodium quinoa (quinoa)
Lineage: Eukaryota; Viridiplantae; Streptophyta; Magnoliopsida; Caryophyllales; Amaranthaceae
Product: zinc finger CCCH domain-containing protein 15-like
Exons: 3
Coding region: 278-1318 (346 amino acids)
Molecular function (GO): metal ion binding; mRNA binding
Source: RefSeq, a predicted model, not a curated record
UCUCGCUCAUCAAUUCACCAUUGACGGUAAUUCUCAUUCCGGCGUUGACAAAUUGACUAAAGCCAUAACAACCAACAAAAUUCGGAUUUUUCCCUUCUUUAUUUUCUUCCCGCCCAUUUCCUUCUCUCUCAUUCACCGCCUUUCUCUCUCUCUCUUCCCAACUCCUCUUUCUCUCUCUAAAAAUUUUCCUCCAUUUUCUGAGAAGAAACUCUUUUCGCUAUUAUUCAUCUUAAUUUCGAAGUAGAUUAUCAAGAAAUUCAUCCUCAGAUAUCGGAAAAUGCAGCAAGACAAUUCCGCCUCGUCAAAUAUGAUGUCAUCGGCCGGAGAUAUGUUCACUCCACCGCCGUACUCCAUUUUCUUCCACUCCGCUACUUCUCCGACGAGCUUCAACUCAACUCCAGUCAAUUCCGACGGCAAUUCCGGCAGAAACACCGACAACAUCAGCGCUAUAGCUUUGAGAAGCCUCUCUCGGAUAAUGGCGGAACACAAGGAGCUGCUCAGUCGCCACUCUGUCUGCCUCGCUCAGCUUCAGAAGACGUUCAAUGAAGCAGAGACUCUCCGGCAAGAGAACACUAACCUCCGACUCGAAAAUCUUGAGCUGAGCAACCAACUCGACCUCCUCAUCGAGGAUAGUCUCCAGAGCAGAUACCUAGCUAUGCCGUUUUCUGAUUAUCCGGAGCAGUUCGGCUCUUCAUCUCUCUCAGCGGCUGCUGAGAAGUUAGGCGGCGGCAAUGGAAGUAGCAAUGGAAGCUUCCAGAAGGAGAGAGUGAGUGGAGAUUGGGAUGAAGGAUUCUGCAGUAAUAAUCAGAAUCGACCUACUGUGAAUGAGAAGAGUCAAAAGGAGGAUUGGAAGGAGGAAAAUGCUCGUGUUGCUCUGCCUAAGAGUAUCUCAGUCAGGUCUAAUGGAUUUGUGAAGAUGAAUCAGAUUGCUGCUGGUUCAACUCAGAAGGAUUCGACUCCAGCUCGGUCUGUGACUCCGCUUCGAUCUUCAGGCAAAGUGUCUGGACCGCAAAAGGUAUAUGUGCGAGGAGGGAGCAACAAAAACGGACCAAUUGAGCUGGAAGUUUACAAUCAAGGCAUGUUCAAGACUGAGCUAUGCAACAAAUGGCAAGAGACUAAGACCUGCCCUUAUGGUGAUCAUUGCCAAUUUGCUCAUGGCAUUGAGGAGCUUCGCCCUGUCAUCCGUCACCCUCGCUACAAGACUGAGGUCUGUCGCAUGGUCCUUGCUGGUGAUCCCUGCCCUUAUGGUCAUCGCUGUCACUUUCGCCAUGCCCUCACUGACGAGGAGAAGCUCAUGCAUUCACCCAGGCUUAACUAGCCAACUCUUUUCCUGGUUACCCAAUUCAUCAUCUGCUGGAACCUAGUUGAGGUAUGAUGACUUACAAUACACCAUGAUGGUGGACUGAAUGUUUAUACUUCCGUAUGAUAAUACCUAUGAGUGAAAUAUACUAUAUAGCAUAAAAUACAUAAAAAGAUAUAAAAAUUACAUAAUCAGGAUUCAAUUAGUAAGUAUAGUGUCUAUAAUUACCAAAAAUUUAAGAAACAGGAAAUUAGAUAUCAUUGUAGCUGAGAGAAGAUAUUGAAGGUUUGCUAGCUUUUUCUGAUGCUGAAAGCGUCAGUCAAGACUCAGAGGAAAACUGGACUAGAUUUUGUAAUAAGUUCUAUUAGUUCAUGCUUUGUUCCACUAGCUACAUUUUUCCAGAGCUUGUUUGUAAAUAAGUCAUUGAAAAUCUGAAACUGCAGAGGUUUUUGAUUCAUAGUAAUGAAUCUAUACUUUGUAUAUUGUGCAUGGUUUAAUUGCAUAAUAUUCCAAGGAUAAUUGUAUAUAAGAUUAACUUUUCUGUAGUGGUAUCAAACAAGCCCUGUAAUGGUUUGAG